AAAAGAAGGAUAUAAAUCGUAAAUUUUGCCUUAAGCGGCAGGAUUGUACUCUUCGUUUUGUGUACCACCUGUAUGAGUACAUGUGAUACGUUUUUCAUUUCUAAUCCUCCUCGGGGUGGUUCUCUGUCUGCUGUUUACAUCAGACCCAGGAUUGCUUUUGAGAGGCAGAAAUAAUGUAUGUUUCUUCUUGUGUUCAUAGCUGUAAUUGUAACCAAAGGACAAAUAACUCAUUUUCAGCAUCAAGCCGAUGUGAUGGGACCAAGCAAGCCAGCUGUGUCUGAUGCUACGUUGGCAUUCACUACCCAGCUAUACAGGAAUGAAGCAAAGCCGUUACAAACACAGCUCCAGUUUAAUAGAAAUGUUCCUGCAGUUCCAGAGAACCUGACUCUCAGAUUCUCUAGCCCCCGUCCAAUUAUAAUAGAAAAACUGAAGGCAUCCAAUGAUCAGAGAAAUCAACCUGGAAGCAGGGACCCCAGCAUAAAGAGCUCUAGCAUGUUUUCAGUUAUAUCUGAAGAGAGACUAAAAUUGGCUGUUCAGCUAGCCAAAAGGGACAUAAAACGAAGACAUUUUGAAGAGCAAGUGAAACAGCAAGUGUUUGGAGAUGCUGUCAAUAAACCCGUGUCGGCCCAGAAGUCACAACAGCAAAAGACUGAAGUAUUUGAAAAGAAAAAUGCACUGAAGUCUCAAACUCACUUGAAAUAUCAGCAGAAGCUCAGUCAGCCUUCCAAAGUGGAGACUACCACCUCUGGUGCUAAAGUUUAUCUUUACACAGCAACUGAGGGAAAGCUCAUACCAGCUGGUUCGGGCUCUCCACCCACCUGUGACACAGGACCAGACCCUAAGCCAAAUGCAAACAAAAAAGAAGAUAAAAAUGUGCGGGAAGUCCAACGUCUGCAAAAGGAAUUGAGGAGCUAUGUCCAGAAGAUUGAAGAACUGACUAAAAAAGGGAGAGAGAGAGAAAUUUUAGAUCCUGAUAAAGAGCAACAAGUUUGCACUAGGAGAGAGAAACAAGCUGCACGGUCAGCUCGGAUGCUGUACGUACUCCAGCAACAGGUAAAAGAAAUUCAAGAUGAUUUAGAGAAACUAACUCCUAAUAAAAUCAAACAUACUAAAAAGUCUCGAGCAGUAUCCAGGUUGGCAGCAGCACACAGAGGAGCCGUGCGAGCCUUGCAGGUGUUUGCCAACCAGUUUAUGGAUCAGACGGAGCAACAGAUCCCGACCCACUACAAGGAACUGGGCAGCCUCAUUCGACAACUGUCUCUCUGUUCUGCCAAACUAGAAGUGGAUUCUUCCAUUUCUGACAUUAUCAUAGAUAUUUUGCUUCAAGUUGAGGAUCUGGAUUCACUGCUGGAAAAGAAACAAACACCCAAAAAAGUGAAGAAAUGUAUUUCUGCAUCUCAGGGCAAAUCUCGAAGGAACACUGAGGCAUUUCCAACCAGAAAACAGCUUACAUCUCCAAAAGCGGAAAACAAAGCUCUCAUCUUAAAGGGACGGCUUGGACAAGAAUGUAAAAAACCUCCCUCUGCCAGGAAUCUCUUGACUGCAGUUCAGCAGGCAAACAGUUGUGCUCAUAUAUUGCACAAUAAAUUCCAAGAAGAAGAUGACCCACCUACUCCAGAGAGAAACGUUGCUUUACAAGGAAGCAUGGAUGCACUGGCAAGAGCUGGAGCUGUAAGAAAAGAUCGCAUCCCUGAAAGCAGCCCUUUUAAGAAGAAAGGCAUGUUACUACCUGCAAAAUCACAGGGAAUACUGAAAUCUCUAAAAUCAAGACAGGUACAGCCUCAAGGAAAGCGUGCCCGAUUUCAAGAGACAACUAUAGCUUUCCAGCUGAAACAGAACAAACGACUUCAGGAGAGCAGAAAGCCCCACGUGUCCCCGGCCCCGGCAUCUCUGCCUGCUCCACCCCAGAGACUAGCAGGGCUUGAAGCUGAAACUUCAAGAGGUGUGAAGGAUCUAACUGACUGCAGCAGAGAAGAAAUGAAAAAAAUGCAAAAGUUAAGGUCACGAAGUGCUUCUCCCACCUUGCGUGCAACUGGAGUCGAGACGGCAGGACAGGAGUGCUCAGAACCUCCCGCAGACAGGACGCAGCAGGUUGCAGCAAAUGCAGAUACUCUGAGUGAAAAUGUAUUGGAUGAUCUGUUGGAAGAUGCUGCUCAGGAGCUGUGGGGUAUGGAGCAGCGUGAGAGACUGCAAACCCAGGCUCUGCCUGCAGCUGACACUCACACUCUGGAAUCGAUGUGGCAAAGAAUGGAAGAAAUUGAAAGACACCAGGAGGCUGUUCGCAGGAGAUUCACCCAGAUCGUGUACAGUGAUGCCGAGUGCUGGGCCCAGGAAGACAAAACGGAACAACAAAUGGCAUUGAUAGCUAAAAAACCUACAUCUCCUCAUCCAAUUCAGAUAACCAAAUUCAACGGAUGCACAGAGUCAGAAAUGGAAAUUUUAUUUGAAAAACUUUCUGAUGGCAAAGAUAUUGAUGAAAACAAAGAAGCAGAGGAGAAGUUGCAGACUGGAAAUGACAUUCUGCAGCCGCUGACUUGGAAUUCUCUACACAAAGAGUGCUGUGUGUCUCUCUCGGUGCCAAAGUAUAUGCUCCAGAGCAUCUUGGAUUAUAACAGCAGAUACGGGCAUCACUUAAAGCUUAUUUCCCAUGAGGCCGUAGGCAGUUUCGAUCCAUGGCAGAUUGCUGAGAGCCUGGCAGAGCAGCUGGCAGAAGAAGCCCUGUGUGCCGUGGCAGCUGAGCUGCAGGAUGUUUGCGAGGACUAUGCAGAAGCCGUGUUCACAUCAGAGUUUCUGCAGCCAGCGCAGUAAAUGCUUUCAAAUCUGCCCCAUUAUUAAACACAACAUCAGCCUCAGUCUAACAGUCUUAUCAGAUGAUCUAAUUUUUCAUGGUUUUUUAUAAGUCCGUGAGAUUCUGUUCAGCAAAUGAAUUCAGCCCAUCAAGGAUUCAUCUUACCUUUUAAAACAAUCAUCAUAAUGUUUCUCUUUCCAGUCUUUAUUAUACUGCAUUUCUCAGAACUUAACUUUUAGCCAGUGUUUCAAUAGAAUGAAGCAAACUGUUAUAGGUAAAGUUUACAUAAUUUGACAGGAAUACCAAUCCAUUUGUAUACAUGUAUUACUUCAUUUUUAUGUGUGAUCUUCUCACUAGAAUAGUCUUGGGAGAAGGACUGGGCUCAAGCAGUGUCACAGACUUACCUCUCCUGCGCCUCAGUUUUCUGCUUUAAAAUGAGGAGACUCUGACUGACUUACCUCAUAAGGCAGCAAUGGGUUUUUGUUUAUUCUUCUCAGUAAAGUGAAUGUAUCUGACACUUGUGUCGGAAGAAUGAAUUGUUACUUGUAUUGCUCCGAGGUGGAGCACUCCAGAGCAGAAGCUGGUUGAUUUGGUGUCAGGUGAAAGGAUGUUGCCUGACCCCACUGCUCAGCACCUUUCCUGGGAUGGGUUCUGUUGGGCCUGUCCAAAGGGAGGAUUCUCACGGCGCGGCACUGGCUGUUCCUACAGCCUGGGCUCUUGCAAUCAUCUUCUGAACGUCCCACCUCUUCUGCUGACUUCCCAAUGUCACCAGUGCGUUAUGCACAGACAAAUGAGAUCUUUCAAUAGAAGCACAUGACGGUGAUUUUCUCCCUUUUUCUUAAGCUAGUCUAAAAUACUAUAAUUUUAUCAGCGUUUAGUGAUCCAACCCCACAUUCUGUAGUCUUAAGAAUCCCAUUGACAUUAAGAAUAAGAAAAUGAAUGAACAAUUGGUGUUUUUGCAAUAUUGAAUUAACUUGUCUGUUUCAAGUGAUCAAUGUACUGGUUUGGGUUAUGUCUGCAGGAAGCAAUGAACAAUGAUUGGGGAAAUGCGAAUUUAACCCUUGAGGUAACCCAAAACCCAAUAUGACAAUCUAUUUUCUUUGAUAAAUUUCAUUUCUCCAGUAGUGUUCAACCUAUAACAGCAUAAUUUUUAACCACCUAAAAUUACUUAUAGUUCCUCUAAUUAGAACACACAUUUUAAAAAUAAUUUUGUUUGUACUGAAGCCUGGUUUACUGUUUUGCUUGUCUGUCAUUUACAUCAACUGCAAUGAUGUAAAUGGUACUGCUGAUGUGUUAUUUCUGUAAUUUAAAGCACAAUCUUUUAUUUCUAACAUUAUAGAGAUAAGCCUAUUUUUAAAUCCAAAAGAUUAAAGCCAUAUUGUCUCUAUGUAUGUGUAUAUAUGCUUCUGAAAAUAUUCAAGACAUUUUAUUUCGUAAUAAACGACACUUGUUUCUUAGGACUCAACGUAGUUUUAAUGUAAGAUAAUUUCCAUGGGAGCCCCUUUGGAAUUGUCGGCACUGACACCAGGGGAUCACCCGGCAGCGUCACAAGAGCCAGACACCGCCUGCCUCGAAUUAAUGUGGUCAUCUGCCAAGCUUUCUGCAUAUCCUGCUCCUCUGUGGACUGCCGGGCACCGCUACUGGGUACGGUAAUUCCCUCGGGGUACUCAGAAUGGGCUGGAAUCUUGUGUUCUGUUCCCUUUGCUCUCAGGGCACACGUUGUCUUAGCUGUUACACCUGAUGGAGUAUCAUAGAAUGUUUAUUUGUGUGGGCAGAUUAUUUUAAAAUAGAGGAGGUGCAAUGAACAAGGGAGGGGGUUGGAAAUUGCAGUGAGCUUGACAAGGAAAACCAAGGUCUCAUUAGUCUGUCCCGCAUGCUGACAGCUGAAGGGAAAACUGGGUGUUUCUAGAAAUACGUGCUAACUCUUGGGCUGAUUUCUUUUUCGUAUUGUUGUUAACUAGAUCUUGAUUUAAAUUGAUAGAAAAGAUGUACCUCAAGCUAUUCAAGAUGCCUCUGAAGUUUACUUCCUCAUUGACAUGAAAGCAGUGCUAAUCAGUUAUCACACAGUUACAGCAGCUUGAGUUCUUACUCUGUGAUGCUCUUGUCUCAGAGCAAAUGGCAGUCAGUGAAGUUAUCCUGAUCAAACUGCAGAGCAAGAGAACAAUCUGUGUUGAUGAAGUCAUGGGCAGAAAAUGCUGAUUUUUUGAAAUUCAAUUGCAAUUCUUUGUCUUCAGGGAAGUUUUGCUCAGCCUUCUAAUGAGUAGAACAAAAGCUUGAGACAUCUUACUUGCAUCUGCCUGAUAGAAAUUAAGCAAUCCCAAAUUUCCGCAGGCUAUAACCUCUCUUGGGAAUCUGAGUCUUAUUUAUUUAUUGCACUGAUUUAUUUUUUUAUCUUUUUCUUCUCUGAGUCAAACAUGAGAAUAGCAACGUGAUGAAGGUUCCUGUCUGGAGAGUCGGUCUGUAGCUGUUCCAGUGAAGUCUCGGCAGGGACAAGCUCCUGCAAUUUCAGUUGGAGUUUAGUGCUCAGCAAUUGUCAGGAUUUGGUCUCCAGUUUGGGGCAACCUGCAGAGAACCUGGUCUUUGUAUUGGCAGUUCUGUGGGUCACACCAGUGCUGACAACUGAGUGAAAGCUCGUUCGCGGUCAAGGAGUUUUCACUGGAAAUUUCAUUCCUCUCUGAGGCUUGUAAAUGUGGCUGAAAUUCUAAAGGAAAGAUUACACUCUCUAUAAUGUCUGGGAAUUCUUGGGUAAAGAAGUUCAUUCUGAAUAUGAAACUACGUGGCACCAACUAAAUUAAAAGUAAGGCUGCUGCUGCCUUCCCCCCACCCUCUGGCUUUCUUCUCCUGCUGCUGCGCCCAGUCUGAGCGCUUGGGCUGAGUUAAAACCAGCCAAACAGAACUGGGUGAGCAGGAAGGAGAUAGAGAACAAGUAAUCUUCUUUAAAGGGAAAGAAAGAUCAGAGUGGUUGCUUCUGUUGUCAAGACUUCCAGUGUGGAUUUCUGACCACCUCAGGAGCACAUGCUUAACGAUUAUUAUAUCAGCAGGAGGGGGCACCAUUGGUGUCAGUUAUUAAUAAACCUCAAAAAUGCACAUCCUGA
Calidris pugnax (ruff) is the source of this 5883-nucleotide messenger RNA. RefSeq names its product KIAA0753 ortholog. Gene Ontology annotation, biological process: protein localization to centrosome; centriole replication. Bases 178 to 2808 code for a protein of 876 amino acids. Gene Ontology annotation, cellular component: centriolar satellite. NCBI's taxonomy places the organism in Eukaryota, Metazoa, Chordata, Aves, Charadriiformes, Scolopacidae. The transcript has 16 exons. The record is from RefSeq and is a predicted model, not a curated record.